UCUGGUUUUUGUUGUUCUUGAACGGCCGUUUAGUCGGGUCUGUUAUCGGGUGCUGGUGCGUGAAUAAAUCGAUGCUUUUAACUUAGUGAAAGAUGGAUCAUACGGGCAAGGAAUACCGAAAGCCCAAUCCUAGGGAAUCGGCUAAUCUUUUUUCGCUUUUGACAUUUAUAUAUACGGGAAAGCUCUUCAGGAAAGCUCUGAGAAAUGACCUGGAAGAAGAUGAUCUCUACGAGGUUCUGAAAAGCUUAAACUCCGACAACUGCGGAAACAAAAUUGAGAGCCGAUGGAAAGCCGAAAAUCUGAAAGAAGAACCGUCAUUCUUUCGACUAGUUUGGUCACGAUUUGGUCGAAAGUAUCUGGUGAUUGGUUUGGUUAAUUUAUUCUUUAGGGUAUUUGUUAUAACGCUGGAACCAUAUGCCAUGAGUAGUUUAACUUCAUGUUAUAAGACUCAUAACUCCUGUACUCAAAACGACCUCUACUUCUACGCAGGAGUGGCAGUGUUCACCACAUUCGUAAACUUCAUUUAUAUGCACAACUUCAUCAUUUGGGUACAAGGCCUCGCCAUCAAAAUAAGAACGUCUUUCUGCUCCUUGGUUUACCGAAAAGCAUUGAAACUGACUCCAUCGGCCAUGAACGACAUCAGUUUGGGCAACAUUGUAACACUAAUAACCAAGGACGUUCAAGUAUUCCAGGAUUCCAUUUGGCUGUUCAACGAUAUGUGGAUAGGAUUGGUGUUGGCCUUUUAUAUGUGCUACUUGCUCUUUAUGAAGUUGGGUUGGGUGUCUCUGAUUGGGAUAUCGUUCUUGAUAGUUGUUAUUCCAGUUCAAUUGUAUAUUGGCAAAUGCAUAACAAAUCUAAGAUUAGAAAUAGGAAAGAGGACUGACGAACGAUUACAAAUUACUCAAGAAAUUCUAUCUUCAAUUAGAAUAAUCAAACUGUACACUUGGGAGAAAUUCUUUCAUAAAGAAUUUAAUGACAGAAGAAAGAAGGAAGUUAACUCUAUGCAAAAAACCUUCUACUUAAAAAUAGUUAUAGUGUGCUUUGGUAUUUUGGCUUCUAGAGUCGGAUUCUACUUUCUCAUCAUGGCGUAUAUCUGGUUAGGAUACACUCCAGACGCCCAACUUAUCUAUUACGUCAUAAGUUUAUUCUCCCAGCUAAGGUAUAUUCUGGGAGUAGUCGUUCCUAUGGGCAUGGGAAGGGCAGCAGAACUAUUUGCCGCUAUUAACAGAAUUAACAGAGUUUUGAAUGCAGAGGAGCUACAGAAGAGUAACGUUUACAACAGCCCCACAUCAAACCCUAAGUUGAAUCUUAAACAUGCCACUGUUACCAUUAACAAAAGGAUAGCCCUCCAAGAUGUGAGCAUUACAAUUAAUUCGGGAUUAAAUAUAGUCACCGGUGCAGUUGGAUCUGGAAAAAGCUCUCUGUUGAAAGCUUUUCUUCAGGAUUAUCCUUUGGAAAGUGGAUAUGUUAGCAGCGUGGGUAGAAUAUCGUAUGCUUCUCAAGAUCCAUGGCUGUUUCCAUCAUCGGUAAAACAAAAUAUUGUUUUUGGGCAAAAAUACAACGAACAGAGGUAUCAGGAAGUUGUGAGAGUCUGUGCUCUAACCUACGAUUUUAAUCUGUUCGAAAAGGGUGAUCAAACGAUUGUGGCAGACAAUGGUAUCAAUCUCAGCAAAGGACAACAAGCCAGAAUCAACCUCGCAAGAGCUAUUUAUAAAGACAGCGAGAUAUAUCUUUUAGACGAUUCUUUAACGGCUCUAGACACUCACGUGCAAGAUCAUAUUUUUAACGAUUGCAUCAAGAAGUUCCUAAAAGAAAAAAUUGUAGUAUUAGUUACACAAACUGUACAUCACAUUCAGGAAGCUGAUAACGUUAUUGUUAUGGAUAGUGGAAAAAUCAAAUCCAUCGAAAAACCUACCGAAUUACCUCUAGACAAAUUGACAGAAAUAAUUGGUAAGGAUGAUGAAAUGGAAAAAGAAGUAAUUGAGGAAACGAAGGAAGUAAAAGUUGAGAAAAAGGAGGAAGUGGAAAGUAAUGGUGAAAACGUACAAUUGCUUGAAGCAGAAGCUAGCAACAAGAAAAUCUACCACGAAGUUAAGAAGAAGGGCGAUGUCAGCUUUUCGGUCUAUAAGAAAUAUUUCAGAUUUGGUGGAGGUCUGUGCCUGUUUGGAUUUAUUGCUAUUGUAUUUAUAGCAUCUCAAGGAACGGAGACGUUUUCAGAAAAGCUUAUUGCUAUGUGGAUCGAUUCUCAACAAAAGGAACAAGACUUAUUUGCCACAAAUCAAACUGACACCGAAGAAUUCGAGCAGACAGUAUAUAAUAAAAAUUACUACAUAAUACUCUACUCUGUAAUGCUGGGAUCCUCCUCACUUCUCUUAUUGGGCAGAGCUUAUUUGCUCUUCGAUUACUGCAGGAGGGCCUCGAUAAGGCUUCACAAAGCAAUGUCCUCUACGGUGAUCAAUGCUGUGAUGUCGUUCUUCGAUACGAACUUUAUCGGAAACGUAUUGAAUAGGUUCUCUCAAGAUCUGAUAAACAUCGAUGAAUUUUUGCCGUGGACCUUAUCAGAAUUCUUUAGGGUUGGCGUAUCAGUCACUGGAAUAAUAACGAACAUUUUACUGGUAAACUGGCGUUUUGCAAUUCCGACUGCAAUCUUCUUCGCAAUCACGUAUAUUUUGCGAAGAUUGUAUUUACCGACUGGAAGAAGUUUGAAGCGACUUGAGGCAGCCACAAGAAGUCCUUUAGUAGGACACUUAAAUGCUUCACUGGAAGGUCUCACGACGAUCAGGGCAUAUAAUGCUGAAGAAAUACUCAAAUUGGAAUUUGACAGACAUCAAGACUUGUACACCUCAGCUCAUUACAUGAUGACCUGUACAAUGAGGGCAUUUGGAUUCGCUCUCGAUUUCUUCUGUGCCUUAUUUAUUACUUCGAUUGUUUCAAGAUUUGUGUUCUUCGACAAUGGUACCAGUGCUGGAAACGUCGGCUUGGUUCUCAACCAAGUGUUCAUGUUGGCAGGUCACGUGCAGUGGGGCGUUAGACAAUGGGCCGAGCUUGAAAACCAGAUGACGUCAGUCGAAAGAGCGCUGGAAUACACCGAAAUCAAACAAGAAAAACGUCAAGGAAGCAAAAUCGACGGCUGGCCAAACGAGGGCCAAAUCAAAUACGAAAACGUGUCUCUAUCCUACGGCAACAAGGACGUCCUCAAAAAUCUCAGCUUCACCGUGGAACCGAAACAGAAAAUCGGCAUUUGCGGACGGACCGGUGCAGGAAAAUCAUCCAUAAUUGCCAGUCUCUUCAGACUCUACGAAGUCAGAGGAAAAGUCCUUAUCGACGGAGUCGAUAUCAAGCACGUUUCUAUCGAGUACCUUCGACAAAGCGUAGCAAUCAUUCCUCAAGACCCUGUGUUAUUUACCGGUACAGUAAGAUCAAACAUCGAUCCGUAUAUCAUGUAUUCCGACGAAGAAAUCUGGAAACUACUUGAAAAAGUACAUCUUAAAGGCAGUAUUCUUACUCUGGACAUGCCCAUCAACGAAAACGCACCAGCUUUAAGCUCUGGACAGAGACAAUUAAUUUGUUUAGCCAGAGCGAUUAUUCGAAGGAACAAGAUUGUUGUUUUGGACGAGGCAACAGCUAAUAUGGAUCCUAAAACGGAUGCCAUGCUUCACGACGCUAUCAAAGAGAACUUUGCAGAUUGUACUAUCAUAUCCAUCGCACACAGGUUGCAUACUAUCAUAGAUUCAAACAAAAUUAUGGUUUUAGAGAGAGGAGAAAUAAAAGAAUUUGAUUCUCCGGCAAACUUAUUGUCAGAUAAAUCUAGUAUGUUCUUUAAAAUGGUCGAGCAGGCUGGUAUUACGAUAUAAGAACGUAUAUUUUUAAUUCAAAAAGUUAUAAAUUGAGGUUAAAAAUCUGGAUCUGAGCAAAGUAUUAAGCCAAAUGAUGAAGGAAGAACGUCAAACUAUAUGCAAUGUACUGAAGUAUUGUAAAAAUUCAACCAAGAAGUUUAAAAAGUUAUAAGUAUAAAAAUGAACAUUUGUGUUGUAAUAAAGUGGUCUAUCGAAUAAAAUAUAUAAAUUUAAUAAAUUUUUUUCUGUGAAU
Sitophilus oryzae (rice weevil) is the source of this 4089-nucleotide messenger RNA. RefSeq names its product multidrug resistance-associated protein 4-like. Lineage: Eukaryota; Metazoa; Arthropoda; Insecta; Coleoptera; Curculionidae. The transcript has 9 exons. Gene Ontology annotation, molecular function: ABC-type transporter activity; ATP hydrolysis activity; ATP binding. Bases 93 to 3854 code for a protein of 1253 amino acids. The record is from RefSeq and is a predicted model, not a curated record. Gene Ontology annotation, cellular component: membrane. Gene Ontology annotation, biological process: transmembrane transport.